This is a messenger RNA of Cylicostephanus goldi, 288 nucleotides long. The record is from the annotation of a GenBank genome assembly. Lineage: Eukaryota; Metazoa; Nematoda; Chromadorea; Rhabditida; Strongylidae.
AUGAAGCGGCUACUGAUUGACAAAGACCGCUUGUUCUGGUUGCGCGAAAAGUGUGGAGACACCCCGCUAGAUGAAAUGUGUUUCUAUUCUGAGGAUACUCAGAAGGAUGGUAGUGAAACACGCUUCAGCAGAUACCUCUAUUCCGGUAAAAUAGUGGACUUUGGGAUACUCAGUGACUCUACGUUACCACCUACACUGAGCCCACCUGAGAAAAUUGGACUGAUUAUAAGCGAUACAAGAGCCAAAGUCAGCUGGAUCCCUCCACCAAAUCUACCGUUCCAAGGUUAG